Molecule: messenger RNA, 685 nt
Organism: Eupeodes corollae
Lineage: Eukaryota; Metazoa; Arthropoda; Insecta; Diptera; Syrphidae
Exons: 3
Coding region: 158-568 (136 amino acids)
Source: RefSeq, a predicted model, not a curated record
GAAGUUCUGGUUUCAAAAAAAAAAACAUAUGCCAAGAUCUAUAAAAGGGCUACAACUUCUUUGAAGACUCGUAAUUGUUCCGAGACAUUCAAAGCGUAAGAAUUGUGCGGGCAUUUUCAAUAAAAUCAAAAACAUAAUAAAUUAACUAAAGAAAAAGAUGGAAUCAACAUUGAAAAUAUUUGCUGCUGUUGCUGCUCUUCAACUAGUUUCGGCUGGACUUGCACCACUGGUCCUGCCAGCAACAACUCUCCUUAGAACUCCACAAUAUGAUUCGGCGAUAAUUCAAUCGGACAGAGUUGGAGGAAGCUUUGCUUAUAGUACAAUUGAAGGUCAUUCAUAUCAAGCUGUUUCACCACUUGUCAGAUCGGCCUAUCAACCAGUGGAAAUCCGUUACAAUUUAAAUAGUGUUCCAUUGUCUUAUGAUUCACCAAGCUACUAUGUGCCAAGCUAUGUUUUCAGUGAUGGUGAAAAUGGGAGUUCUGCCGGGAGGCCAAGUCAAUCCGAAGCUGAUUUGGACGAUUCCAAACGUACUGAGGAGAAUGAUACAGUUUCUGUGGAAUCGGCUUAGACCUUAGAGUAUUGUAGUGCGAUGAUGCUGUAAAAUGCUCAUCUUGAUUUUUCUUAAGACUUUUUUUUAGUGUAGUUGAAGUAAAUAAAAUGGUUUGGAAGAGGUUUCUGUGUAGAA